This is a messenger RNA of Tachyglossus aculeatus (Australian echidna), 666 nucleotides long. Its product is annotated as proline-rich protein HaeIII subfamily 1-like. The transcript has a single exon. The record is from RefSeq and is a predicted model, not a curated record. NCBI's taxonomy places the organism in Eukaryota, Metazoa, Chordata, Mammalia, Monotremata, Tachyglossidae. Bases 1 to 666 code for a protein of 221 amino acids.
AUGGGGACGGGCCUUUCCACAGGGGCCGGACGGACCAAUGAGGACGGGGCUCGCCUCAGCGGCCUCCGGAGCCCCGCCCCUGCUCCCCCCACCUCGGACCAAUGGAGACGGGGCUCGCCUCGGGGGCCGGACGGACCAAUGGGGACGGGGCUCUCCUCAGCGGUCGUCGGAGCCCCGCCCCCUGGAGGGGAUUCGGACGCACCAAUGAGGACGGGGCUCGCGUCAGGGGCAGCCGGAGCCCCACCCCCUCAGGCGCCCGCGGACCAAUGGGGACGGGUCUUUCCUCAGGGGCCGGACAGACCAUCAUCAUCAUCAUCAAUCGUAUUUAUUGGACCAAUAGCAACAGGCCUCUGCUCCGCGGCCGCCGGAGCCCCGCCCCCUUGGGCACGGACGGACGAAUUGGGACGGGGCUCUACUAAGCCGUCGCCGGAUCCCCGCCCCCUGGGGUCCGGACGGACCAAUGAAGACGGAGCUCGCCUCAGCGGCCGCCGGAACCCCACCCCUUCAGGCGCCUACGGACCAAUGGAGACGGUCCUUUCCCCAGGGGACGAACGGACCAAUGACAACAGACCUCUCAUCAGCGGCCGCCGGGAACCGCCCCCUCGGGGCCAGACGGACCAAUGGGGACGGGGCUCUCCUCAGCGGCCGCCGGAGCCCCGCCCCUAG